UCAUGACUAAAAAAAAAAUCAGAUGUUUUACCGCAAAAGAAAAAUCCACCGUGCUCACCACCAUGCCAGGACACGUUCCAUUUUCAGGCUACGGCCGAAACAACCGGGAAAAAGGCUCAGCAGUUCACAAGAUAGAAAUGCCUUACUAUAUGUUUUAUUUACCUGUAGCAAGUCGCCGCGAUAAAAAGGAAAGAGUAUCACUGCCACUGUUCCACAUAAACGUCCGUAAGCUAGUAAUCUUUCUCUUUAGAUGUAUAGAACGCAAGAGUUAAAGCUAAGAAGAACAGUGGUUAAGCAACUGAGCCCUUGCUUAAGGCAUGGUGGGUCCUACGUGUCAGCGCGUACUUUAUUACACCGCACGGUGUGCCGCAUUAUUUGUCACGCUAAAGCAUCGCACCAUCCACCAUGGAUGCCUGGGAGAACAUGACGGAUAAACAAUCCCGCUGGACAAUGACACGCGGGCCCAGCGCUAUAGUAUUUUCCAAUUAAUUCGGCCCACUUUCCGGAGGAGACCCCCUCGAAACCUCAGAAUUGCCCGAUCGGGCUUGGUACGCGGUGCUUCCAUUUCCGAAGAUUUUAAAAAGCGAACCAGAUAAAGAAAGUGGGCAGAAAAAUGGGGAAGAAAAAGACGAAAAGAUGGGGGCCGAACCAGAACCAAAACCUAGACGAACCACACAGAGAUAGAUAGGCAGAGAGGGGAAGGGAAUAGGCGGGCGGGACGAGGCCAAAACAGACCAACCAAACCCUAGCGCACCUCACCGUCCAUGGAGGCGGCGCUAUGAGCCCUCGCCGUGGUCACCGCGUCGACGUGGCAGCGAUUGGGCGGAGGGGAGGCGGAUGGCGGCCAGAUCGGACGAUCCCGAUGUCUCGCCGGAGUCGUCGUCGCCGGCGGCGGCGGCCGGCGGCGAGAUCUGGGGGACGCUCGAGGAGCUGCUGCUGGCGUGCGCCGUGAGCCGCCACGGCACCGCGAGCUGGGAGUCGGUGGCGUCGGAGGUGCAGUCGCGCAGCCCGUCCGCCGCCGCGCGCCUCACGCCCACCAGCUGCCGCCUCCACUUCCGUCUCCUUCACCGUCGGUUCGCCGCCGGCGCCGGCGAGGACGGAGGCGGGGAACCCGACCCUUCCGCCGCCGUCUACGACGCGUGGGUGGAUGAGCUCAGGAAGUUGCGGGUCGCCGAACUCCGCCGCGAGGUCGAGCGAUACGAUCUCUCGAUCGGGUCGUUGCAAUCAAAGGUGAAACGGCUAAAGGAGGAGCGGGAGAGGAGCCUCUCCGGCGAGACCACGCCGGCGUUCAAGGAUGAACGGGAGACAGGGAACGAGUCGCCGGAGGAGGCCGGCGGUGAGAACGGCCUCUCCGGCGAGGUGUCUGCCCGGUCAUGCAAGGAGUCAAACUCGUCAGAUCUGAAGGCACCACCGGGGCACGACUCCGGCGGUGCCGCCGCCGACGGCGACGCGGAGGUAAAGGAUGAGCCGGCCGAGGGCGAGGUGGCCGCGAAGGACGAGGCCUCCGGCGAGUCGGCGGCCGGGUCUAAAGAAGCCGACGCGGGGAAGGAGAGCAGCGACGUGCAGAGCUCGGCCAGCCCUUCCCGGAAACGGCGUCGCCGGCUACGGAAGGUAGGAGGCGGCGACGUGGCAUCCACGUCGGCGCCCGUGCCCCUCCCCGCUGCGGAGGCCGAGCCGCUCCUCGCACUCCUCGAGUCGGUCCGGACCAGCAAGUCCGGCGCCGUGUUCGAGCGGCGGCUCGAGAGCCAGGAGAGCGGCAAGUACAAGGGCACCAUCAGGCGCCACGUGGAUCUGGAGAUGAUCAGAUCCAGGCUGGAAUCCGGUGGGGCCGCUUGUGGGCCUGACAGCGCGUGCUACGCGUCGGCCUCCGAGUUCUACCGCGACCUGCUGCUGCUAUGCGCCAACGCGCUUGUCUUCUUCCCGCGCGGCUCGCCGGAGCACGCUGCCGCGACCAGGACCCGCGCGCUCGUCUCCAAGCGCAUGUCCGCGACUCUUCACAGAGACGGCCUCGGGACGGCGGGGAAAGCUACUGCCCUGGUCGGCGGCGCCUCCUCGGCUGACGGCGCCAAGAAGGCCAAGGCAGAUGCUGAGGUCGCCGGUUCGCUCCUUGAGAAGGCUGCGCCGAUCAUUGUUUGCCGGAAGCGGAGCUCCAUCGCGAAGGCUGCUGCUGCUAACAAGGAGAAAGUGGAGAAGGAGGACACGGAUGAGGAUGAGGAGUUUGACGACGGAAAGAAGAAGGGAAGCGCCAAGGACAAAACCAGGGGUAUGAGGACCAACAAGGGUCGGGCUCCUGUCAGGAACGCAGCUCCUAAUCAGAAAACGGGGAAGGCUUCGGAGAGUGCGGCUGCCGAGAGGACGAAGAAAUCUGACAAGAUGGUUGGCAGUGGAAGUGGCAGCGGAAGCGGUGGUGGCAAGGCGGCUGCAGCAGCUGGUGGCGUCAUCAAGAAGCGGAAUGCGGUGGACUUCCUGAAGCGGAUGAAGCAGAACUCAGUGCCGUCGACGGAGAGAGUGUCUCUGCUAGAGACACUGAAGCUCUCCGCGACAGAACAGAAGAAGGCUGCCAAGGCCGAUGGUCGGAAAGAGCCGGGCAGCUCCUCCGGCUCCAAGAAGGCUACUGCCGAGACAGCGUCAGGAGGGAGGAGAAGCGUUGGCCGGCCGCCGAAACGGGCCGCUGCGCCUCCGACGCCUCCACCAUCCAAGAGGGCGAAGGACGACCGGCCGACGAGGAAGCGCGGGAAAAAGUGAGUUAGUGGAAGACGUCAGGAAGCGACGGAGUCUCAGCUGUGUGUACAUGUUGUAGGGUAGGAGCUCCUGGGUCUUUUGAUUCCAGUGUUGUAGGAGAUGGGGCGAUGGAUGGGUUCUACUCUUUUGUUUUGGAAUGGGGGGUGUACGAAACUGAGUUGCGCGUCUCUCUUCUCGUGGGACUCGGGAAACAGUGCUCCCCUUUGAACUGUUGUCCUGUAUGUUUUGGGCUAGAAUUCGGAAAUUUUAUACUAGAAGCACAACGAUCAAAAGAUUGAAAAAAAGAUUCUUUAA
This is a messenger RNA of Hordeum vulgare subsp. vulgare (domesticated barley), 3036 nucleotides long. RefSeq lists its product as uncharacterized. The transcript is spliced from 3 exons. The record is from RefSeq and is a predicted model, not a curated record. Gene Ontology annotation, molecular function: protein binding. Lineage: Eukaryota; Viridiplantae; Streptophyta; Magnoliopsida; Poales; Poaceae. The coding region runs from base 838 to 2745 and encodes 635 amino acids.